UCGUCCGCCACAAUGUCUGACAUGGAGGAUGAGAUGGAGAUCGAUGCGCCUGUUGCUGAUACUGCAGUAACAUUCGGCGGAGAUUCGAAGAAAGGCAAAAGGAGUGCGGCGAAUCUACCAGUGGAAGCAGAAGAUUCAUUACCUUGGGUCGAGAAAUACCGACCCAACUCACUCGACGAUGUUGAGGGUCACAGAGAUAUAAUAGCGACAAUCAAUAGAUUCGUGGAUACAAACCGACUCCCACAUCUUUUGCUCUAUGGCCCUCCCGGAACAGGAAAAACGUCGACCGUCCUAGCACUCGCUCGCCGCAUCUACGGAACCAAGAACAUGAGGCAAAUGGUACUGGAGCUCAACGCCUCAGACGAUAGAGGAAUCGAUGUUGUCCGGGAACAGAUCAAGACGUUCAGUAGCACAAGACAAAUUUUUGCGGCAGCACCAAAGCCCGGCGACAGUUCAUCACUAGCAACAUUCAAGUUGAUCAUACUGGACGAGGCAGAUGCAAUGACAUCAACAGCACAGAUGGCUCUACGAAGAAUUAUGGAGAAAUAUACAGCAAACACACGGUUCUGCAUUAUUGCCAACUAUACACACAAACUUUCGCCGGCUCUUUUAUCGCGAUGCACGAGAUUCCGGUUUUCGCCGCUGAAAGAAGUCGACAUAAGGAAUCUGGUGGACAAGGUCGUCGAGGAGGAACGUGUGAACAUAACACAAGACGCUACGGAGUCAUUGGUUACGCUGAGCAAGGGCGACAUGAGGCGAGCCUUGAACGUGCUGCAAGCUUGUCAUGCAUCAAGCACGCCGCUUGCUGCCCCAGGGCAACCAGUACCUGACCCGAAGACGGUGGUGCGUGACGAGAUCACACAAACGACAAUCUACGACUGUAUAGCUGCACCCCACCCAGCUGAUAUACAAUACAUCUUGAACAUGUUACUAGAAACCGGCGACAUCACACAGUGCUUGAAGACUAUCAACAACAUCAAAGCGCUGAAAGGUCUUGCGCUGGCGGAUAUUCUGACAGCCUUGAGCGAAGAACUGGUGAAGAACGAGGUCCCCUCACAGACAAUGGUAACGUGGAUGUCUGGGCUUGCAGAUAUUGAAUAUCGACUGAGCGGAGGUGGAAACGAGGCUAUACAAACCGGCGCCACAAUCGGAGUGGUGCGUACGGGCGUGGAGUUGCUUGGGAACGGAAAAUGAAGAUAGAGCCAUAGGAGCUAAGAAAACUACCCAUUGGCGUAUAGUGAAAGUCGAACACUGAAGUAUAUAUAUC
Molecule: messenger RNA, 1267 nt
Organism: Periconia digitata
Lineage: Eukaryota; Fungi; Ascomycota; Dothideomycetes; Pleosporales; Periconiaceae
Source: the annotation of a GenBank genome assembly